AUGUCUUCACAACGAGUUCUGAAUUCAUCAUUCCGUGCCCUUGCAGUGGGUGGCUCCAUGUCCAUGGGAUCUUGGCUAUACCAAGAAAACAUUGGCACGUCGUCGGAAAACCGAAACACCUCACCGGAUCCGAACAGAAGUGCAGAUGUCUUUGCACCAGCCAAUGUAAUGUGCUCAGAAGCAUCAGAUAUGAUGAUACAGGAAAGUUUAUUCUCGCUUCUACCACGCCCAAAAAUAACAAUGAUGGAUGGAGCUGCUUACUCGAAUGCGGCUGAUCGCGACAAGACCGCAAAACCGACCAGAACGAUAACCUACGAUUUUGUCAUUAUUGGUAGUGGGAGUGCUGGCCAAAGUGCCCUGAAAACUUUGAAGGAGAAAUGUCCCUCUGCACGGAUAGCAGUGAUCGAUCCAGUCAGGCUAGCAAAUGGAAAAGAGGGUAGGAGUGUGGAUCACUACAAGGAAACAGCCACAGGAUUCAAUCCAAAACUGAAAACUGUCCAAUUCAUGGAUGGUACGUCUACUCAACUAAAGUACAGACAUGGAAUCCUUUUGGCAACCGGGUCACGAGGAGCCCCUCCACCCUUGGAGCUCUUUCAGCUUUCCGCCCUACCCAGAGUAUUCGAGUUGAAGACAACAGAACUCCCAGGAAACAGCAUGAAGCGACCUGUACUCGCUCCAGAACAUGUCCGAAGGGCAAUACUUGGCUCAGCAGCGAAGGGUGCAAAAGUCGCUAUCUUGGGUAGUGGAUGGGAUGCCCUCGAUCUGGCAAGUGUCAUUUCAAAACAAGGUCGAAGGAAACCAACGAUGGUCUUUGGCAGUCAAGGGCCUGCUUGGAAUAUUUUGCCUCAAUAUUUAAGCUCUGAGCUUCGAAAACGCUUGGUAAAAAGAGGGGUUGAUAUACAAGAUCGAUCAAUCGUACGGUAUAUUGCAGAUAUCGAUCAUUUUAAAACAAAGAAGAUUGAAAUGCACACUGCAAAGUCUUUUGAUCUCUUGGAUACUCAAAGAACAGUUUUGGAUAUGGUUGUCCUCGCACCGGAUUCAUUUGGAAACAAGGGUACAGCUGCAUUACCAACCAGACAGAUUCCUGAGAAAAUGAUAGAGAGUGGUGAUGGGAGACCGUGGUACAAAACAUGGGCCCAGCUCACAAAAACUGACGAUCUUGAACCAUCAAUGAUUGCGUGUUUUGAGGAUGAUGGCCGAGUAGUUGUCAAUUCUGAAUUGUGUGCCGCGUCGAGAGUGUAUGCAGCCGGUUCUGUAGCGAAAUAUCCCAACUCUGCGACUGGAAGCUCGGCGAUUGCAGGAGAGGGGAUCCUUGACGGUACCAAGGCUGGUGAAGUUGCAGCAAUAAACAUGUCGAAGGAUUUUUCUCGUGAUUACGGAUAUGGCAGACAGGACGAUGACAUAAAUUCGUUUGCGGCAAUUUCAUUGCCCGUUUGGCGUUCCGACCUGACUUCCUAUCAAGGUAUGGGGAGCGUGACUCCCUCAUCUCUGGGUAGCUUGGGAAUAAGAGCCCUUUGCGUCGGGAAUUGCGACUCCGAAAAGCAUGGAACUCGGAGCUUUUGGUGGACCAAUUCCUCCGCAUAUCGAAAACUAAAUCGCGCCUUUGAGGAUGAUUAUGAUGUAGGUUAUGAUGACGAGUCUACAAAUGAGGAAGCUGCAGAGAAGCUGAAGACGAUGCGUCGUCUCUCAAUGCGACGUCUCUCUAAGAGAAAGCGCAAGGCAGGGGCCGGUAAACCGCUAUACGGCACCGGUGUCGUGUUCUACCUGACCAAGAAUGGUAGAAUACGAGGUAUUAUGACCUGGGGAUUACCUUUCACUUCGGGAGAAACUUCGGAAAUCAAUCCUGUGCUGCUGAAGCGCUUGAAGGUGAUUCUUGCGUCGAACGCUGGUGUUUCCUCGUUGGAUGCCGAAGAAAACCAUCAGGAAAUGAACACAGCACUUGCUAGAGCAAGCCAAGACCUUGUAUCGAUUGCGUUCAGAGAUCAAGCAACGGAUAUCACACAAGAAACACACGGCCUGAAUGGACCAAUUUCUGGUUACUCCACGCCGCUGUACCGUUACACUGAAAUUCUACCCGCAACGAGCUCAAACCUGAGUGUUUUGAAGAGAAAAGAAGGAGGAGCUCUUGGAGUAAUGGGUGAAGACUUGUUUGCGCUGGACGUUAUGCGUCUUGAAGAACCGGAAACGGCGAUAGACGAGAAUGAUGUGGCUCCGUCCAAUAUCCCUGUUACUGUGUACCCGGUCACAGUCGUCCCGUUUCAAGUUGAAGAAGCCUACGGUUCUGAGGCUGCUUCGUUGUCAUCCCUGAAAGAGUUAAACAAGUAUCUGGCAGUGCAACGUGGCUGGGAAGAGAACGAGGAAAGAGCGCGGCCAGGAAAGGAGGAUCUUUUGUGGCUUCGUCCAGGAGAUGAGCGAAAGAGCUCUUCCAAAAAACAAAUGAUUAUUGAUGCAUACAGAAGCAUCAUGUUUGCCCACAGACAGUAG
Molecule: messenger RNA, 2484 nt
Organism: Cylindrotheca closterium
Lineage: Eukaryota; Bacillariophyta; Bacillariophyceae; Bacillariales; Bacillariaceae
Source: the annotation of a GenBank genome assembly